AGCCUCGGCUCUGACGCGCCUGGAGCUUCUGCGCUCUGGUCCCUGCCCCGCUGUGCUCGCUAUGUGGGUCCAGUUCGCCCCUCUGCGGCUGCCCCUGCGGCGGCGCGUCCAAACAGCCGCGGUGUUGCAGUGGGUCUUCUCCUUCCUGGCGCUGGCCCAAUGCUGCCUGGUGCUGUUCCUCCUCCUGCUCCUGGGGGACGGCUGGGUGCUGGCUGUCCUCUAUGCUGCCUGGCUGUACCUGGACUGGGACACACCAGCCCAGGGGGGGCGUCGCUCUAGCUGGGUGCGCAGCUGGACCAUCUGGGGACACUUCCGUGACUACUUCCCCAUCAAGCUGGUGAAGACGGCUGAGCUGGACCCUGCCCGCAACUACCUGUUUGGCUUCCACCCCCAUGGGGUGUUGGUGGCCGGGGCUUUUGGGAACUUCUGCACGGAGGCAACCGGCUUCUCGGAGCUCUUCCCGGGUCUCUGCCCACACCUCCUGAUGCUCCCCUUCUGGUUCAAGGUCCCCUUCUUCCGAGACUACAUCAUGAGCGGGGGGCUGGUUUCCUCGGACAAAGCCAGUGCCUCCUACAUUCUCAGCCGUCCUGAGGGUGGCCAGGUGGCUGUCAUCGCUGUUGGGGGCUCCCCAGAGUCGCUCGAGGCCCGUCCUGGUGCCCUAACCCUCCAGCUUCUCAGCCGCAAAGGUUUCAUCAAGAUGGCCCUGCAGCACGGCGCUGCCCUGGUUCCCGUCUUCUCCUUUGGGGAGAAUGAGCUCUUCAACCAGGUCUCAAACCCCCAGGGCUCCUUCAUCCGCACGGUGCAGGAACACUUCCAGAAGGCCAUGGGGCUGGCGCUGCCCCUCUUCCACGCCCGGGGGGUCUUCCAGUACAGCUUUGGUCUUCUGCCCUUCCGGAGGCCUAUCCAGACUGUGGUGGGGCCCCCAAUCCUUGUGCCCAAGACCCCUCAUCCAUCCCGGGAAGCCAUUGACGAUCUACACAGAGACUACCUGGAGAAGCUCAACCAGCUUUUUGAAGAGAACAAAGCCAAGUAUGGCCUUCCGGAAGACAGCCAUCUCCACCUGAUCUAGGGUGAACAGACUCAGCAACAUCCCCACCCUCCUCCACGAGGAGGGACAUCACGGCCUACUCCUCAGACUACAUUAAGGGACUUCUGGGUAACAGGACUAAAGGGGGUCACACUUUGUGCACAGUUCUCCCCACUGUCAAGAGGAAUGGUGGAUGCCCUGAUUUUUGAGCCAGUGACCCUGGUAGCCUUGAAGCCUUCCUAAGAAGAAAGGGGUCUGCGGUGUGGUGGUGGAGGAAGGCAGCUCUGUUGGAAGCUUGGGGCAAAGGAGAUCUGCGUACGUAAGCAGGAUUGCUGACAGCUUGGCUACUUGCAUGGACCAUAGCUUGAGGGCAUGGGGGUCUUUUUAAAAAGCAGUUUUGCCUCCGGGAGGGGGGUCCCUUUCUUGUGCUGUCCCAGUAGGGUGUGGUUUGCCCUUUGAGUGUGUGAAAUGUGCCUUCAAUGUAAGCAGGCUGCCUCACUUACCCCCCCAAUAAAGUGGAAAAUUGUCUGUCUUGCAAAA
Molecule: messenger RNA, 1567 nt
Organism: Rhineura floridana
Lineage: Eukaryota; Metazoa; Chordata; Lepidosauria; Squamata; Rhineuridae
Product: 2-acylglycerol O-acyltransferase 2-like
Exons: 6
Coding region: 62-1069 (335 amino acids)
Biological process (GO): triglyceride biosynthetic process
Cellular component (GO): endoplasmic reticulum membrane
Molecular function (GO): diacylglycerol O-acyltransferase activity
Source: RefSeq, a predicted model, not a curated record